This is a messenger RNA of Olea europaea var. sylvestris, 276 nucleotides long. Its product is annotated as NAD(P)H-quinone oxidoreductase subunit K, chloroplastic-like. Gene Ontology annotation, biological process: aerobic respiration; electron transport coupled proton transport. The record is from RefSeq and is a predicted model, not a curated record. Gene Ontology annotation, molecular function: NADH dehydrogenase (ubiquinone) activity. NCBI's taxonomy places the organism in Eukaryota, Viridiplantae, Streptophyta, Magnoliopsida, Lamiales, Oleaceae. The coding region runs from base 1 to 276 and encodes 91 amino acids. The transcript has 2 exons.
AUGAAAAUGGCACCCUCUUUAGUGAGAUUAUAUGAGCAAAUGCCCGAACCAAAAUAUGUUAUUGCUAUGGGAGCCUGUUGUCCACCUAAACUGGAAGUAGUUAUAGAUGCUAUAACAAAACUUCGUAAGAAAAUAUCUCGAGAAAUCUAUGAAGAUAGAUUUAGGUCUCAACAAGCAAAUCAGUGUUUUACUACCAAUCACAAGUUUCAUGUUGGACGCAGUAUGAAUACUAGAAAUUAUGAUCAAGAAUUCCUUUAUCAACCGCUCUCUACUUAA